GGUUUAAUGGUAUUCUUGUGCGAGCCAUCGUCCACUGUAUAUCCCAUUCGGGUACUGGAUGGACUGGUGACGGUACUGGUUUUGUCUGUGCUACUGUUGUACGCGUCGGUCAGACUAUCGUUUACGUGUGUGGUUUUCUUUUGAUCUCGUCAUGUUAGUUAAUAGGAACUCAAAUCUCAUCUGUACAAUACCAUUCAUACUAACCUUCCAUCUGGUCCAAUCGACGACUCUCAAAGAUGUAUUCUCUUCGCUGCCCCAGUCAACUCAAAACAUUGAACUGGACAUCGUGCGUGUACCUCGCAAGGCUGAAGUUAAUCCUGAGGAUGGAGCCACUUUUACAGAACACAUAGAGAUUCCAGUAGAUGAAAGUGAAUCCACUAUCAUUCGGAAAGCAAGAGAUAGUAGUAAAUAUUAUUCCGACAGAUUCGGUGCGAGUACGAAAACGAAUGUGAGAUCACUGAAACCUGAAGAUAACACGGACGAUGGGCGAAACGUUAAGGGAAACGGAUCGCUGGAGAAAAGGUGCACGACGUGCGAUACUGGAUAUUUGAGGUCGUCGACUUACGGGGGAGGUGAUAGAUAUCGCGAUAGAUACGACAAAUAUUAUGAGAGGGACCCUUACAGCAGAUAUGAGAAGUACGACCCAUAUGAAAGAUACGAUAGAUACGAAAGGGAGAGGUAUCCAUAUGACAGAUACGACGACUAUGAUAGAGAUUCAUACAGGGACAACAGAGGUAGAAACCGAUAUUCCUCAUACGUUGAUCGCUACGAGCCCAGGGAACGGUACUACGAUAGAGGCUUAGGAUAUGACAAUAGAGGGUACGAUUAUAGGGAUUAUGGCGAUUAUAGAAAUAGUUACAGCCCUUAUUCUAGGGAAAGGCACGAUGGUUACUAUAGUCCAUCUGAAGAUUUGUAUAGCCGCGGAGGUGGUGGAUAUGAUAGCGUAAGCAGAUCAAACUACGGAAGACCCGAAUACGGAAAUGGAGGAUACUAUGGAUAUGCACGAGGUUAUAGUUAUGGGGGAGACAGAGAUAGGUACGGAGUUGGUUAUGGAUCCUACCGGGCCAAAAAUCCCUACGACUACGAUAAUGGUUACAGGCCUACAAGUUACCUCUACGACAGGCCAUCGUCAACAACCACAGAUAUGCCAAAACUUUCUGACAGUGACAUGAACACACCUAGUCCUUCUCAGAGCAGUUCAUCUGGCAGAAGCUAAUAAAGCAUAGAAUUUAAGAAAAAAUGCAUAUUGUUCUAAUUGAAACUAUAAAUAUGAUCAAAUUAAAUUUUAGUUAAAAAAGC
Molecule: messenger RNA, 1299 nt
Organism: Sitophilus oryzae (rice weevil)
Lineage: Eukaryota; Metazoa; Arthropoda; Insecta; Coleoptera; Curculionidae
Product: TATA-binding protein-associated factor 2N
Exons: 7
Coding region: 152-1216 (354 amino acids)
Source: RefSeq, a predicted model, not a curated record